AUGAACGGCAACGAUCUUCGCCUCCAAAAUGAGCACCUCGCCAGCAACACCGGCGAUGAUAGACUCUACCAUUUCGGUCUUGGCAAGCAGACCACCGACUUGAAGCAGUUCAGCGACGUCAAGUUUGUCUGCACCGGAGGGGCCGGGCAUAGGAUCCAGAUUUAUGCUGAGCUGUUCUCGAAGGAGACUGGAGUGGCGGCUUCUGGAAAUUUGUCAAACUCGGAUCGCUAUGUUCUCUACAAGACUGGACCUAUCUUGUGGGCUAAUCAUGGCAUCGGCACUCCAUCCCUCUCGGUCAUGCUCAACGAGAUCUUGAAGCUGCUCGCAUACGCCGGGGCCAGUGAUGUCAGCUUUUUCCGACUCGGCACUAGCGGGGGUAUUGGAGUGGCGCCGGGUACUGUAGUCAUCUCGAAUGGAGCCAUGAACGGGGAAUUGACGGAUAAAUAUGUGAUGUAUAUCCAGGGAAAGCGGGUAAGUCGAAAACCCACCCACCUCGACGAAGGCAUCCGAGAAGCAUUAAAGGCCAGCGCUGUCAAACUCUCGAUCCCAUAUGCAGAGGGAAAGACCCUGUGCGCUGAUGAUUUCUAUGAGGGCCAAAUGCGCCUCGACGGGUUCUUCUGCAACUACGGUGCCGACGAGAAGUUCGCAUUUUUGCAUCGGCUGAACGAGCUCGGGGUUCGUAACAUUGAGAUGGAGAGCACUUGCUUCUCCGCGACGACGCUGCGCGCAGGAGUGAAGGCCGCAAUUUGUUGCGUGACGUUGCUGAACCGAAUGGAUGGAGACCAGGUGAAUAUCACGGCCGAACAGUAUAUGGAGUACGAAAUGCGCCCCUUCCGCGUCGUCGUCGCUUAUAUCAGAAGCCUUCUCAACAUC
Molecule: messenger RNA, 873 nt
Organism: Mesorhabditis spiculigera
Lineage: Eukaryota; Metazoa; Nematoda; Chromadorea; Rhabditida; Rhabditidae
Source: the annotation of a GenBank genome assembly